AUGGAUAGAGGCCGAGCCGCUGGCCAGCAUAUCCUCAUCCAAUUGCAGGAAGUUCAUGUGGAGGCAAGCGAUAACACGGUUGAGUUCGCAAACAAGAUCAUCCUGUUAGGACUUAAGAAGCGGCUGGAUGAUAAAAAAGGUGCUUGGGCCGACGAGCUCGCCUCGGUUCUCUGGUCCUACCGCACAACCGAACAGUCAUCUACCGGAGAAACUCCCUUUCGACUAACAUAUGGGCUAGACGCGGUAAUACCCGUGGAGAUCGGGGAGCCGAGCCCACGACUACUUUUGAAGGGAGUGGAGGAAGCUGUGGAGAAGGACCUAAUAGACGAAGUCAGAGAGAUGGCCCACCUGACGGAAACAGCGCUGAAAUAA
Molecule: messenger RNA, 372 nt
Organism: Arachis duranensis
Lineage: Eukaryota; Viridiplantae; Streptophyta; Magnoliopsida; Fabales; Fabaceae
Exons: 2
Coding region: 1-372 (123 amino acids)
Molecular function (GO): nucleic acid binding
Source: RefSeq, a predicted model, not a curated record